AUGUCAUUUUUAAAUGAAUUAAAGAAUAAUAGAAAAUUAAAGAAUGUUGAUACUGUUAUAACCAAUAAAGAUGGUACUAAACAUAAGGUUAAUAUUACCACAGGUAGCAGAAGUGAAUUGCACAGUGAUGAUGAAAAUGCUCCACAAUCUUUGGGUUUCGUUGUCGAUACGAAACCAGAUGAUCAAUGCUAUCGAUGCGAUCUAAGUGAAUAUAAUGACAGUGCGAACCUAUUCAUUGGAUCACAAGAUGCAGCUUUCAAUAGACAACAUUUGGAUCAUCAUGGAAUCACUCGGAUUUUAAAUGUUGGCUAUGGCAUUGCCAAUCUCUAUGCCAAUGAUGGUAUUGGAUAUAUGAAUAUCGAUAUCUACGAUGAUGUCGACUACAACAUCUACGAUCAUUUCAGCGAGGCAUUUCAAUUCCUCGACCUUGCAAUUAGCGAACAACGAUCGAUUCUCAUACAUUGCAACGCUGGAAUAUCAAGAUCAUCGACCAUACUCAUAGCGUACCUAAUGAAACGACAUCACCUGACGCUGGAACACGCCUACUCAAUAGUGAAGAAAGCACGUCCAUUGAUCAAACCGAAUCAAGGUUUCUACAAUCAACUGAAAAACUAUGAAAAAUAA
Messenger RNA from Heterostelium album PN500, 624 nucleotides. RefSeq names its product dual specificity protein phosphatase family protein. Gene Ontology annotation, cellular component: cytoplasm. Lineage: Eukaryota; Evosea; Eumycetozoa; Acytosteliales; Acytosteliaceae. Gene Ontology annotation, molecular function: JUN kinase phosphatase activity. The record is from RefSeq and is a predicted model, not a curated record. The coding region runs from base 1 to 624 and encodes 207 amino acids. The transcript has 2 exons. Gene Ontology annotation, biological process: protein dephosphorylation; regulation of MAP kinase activity.